UCGGACAGACAGGAGAGCGCUCUGAUAGAGCUCAUGGUGUGCACCCUCCGUCAGGCAGCAGAGGCUCACCCACCGGUCGGCAGAGGCACCGGCAAACGGGUGUUGACAGCGAAGGAGAGGAAGACGCAGAUAGACGAUAAGAACAAACUGACAGAGCACUACAUCAUGGCGCUGCCCAUGCUGCUGUCCAAGUACCAGGCGGACUCAGAGAAGGUGGCCAACCUGCUGCAGAUCCCUCAGUUCUUCGACCUGGACGUGUACAGCGCGGGGCGGAUGGAGAAGCACCUGGACGCCCUGCUGAAGCAGAUCCGCUUGGUGGUGGAGAAGCACAUCGAGAUGGACGUGCUGGAGGCCUGCAGCAAGACCUACAGCAUCCUCUGCUCCGAGGAGUACACCAUCAUGAACCGCGUGGACAUCGCCCGCUCGCAGCUCAUCGACGAGAUGACCGACCGCUUCUCUCACUCUGUGGAGGAUCUGCUGCAGGAGGCGGAGGAGGCCGAUGACGACGAUAUCUACAACGUUUUAUCAACGCUCAAGAGACUCACAGCCUUCCACAACGCCCAUGACCUGACACGGUGGGAUUUAUUUGGGAGCUGCUACCGGCUGCUGAAGGCGGGCAUCGAGCAGGGCUCCAUGCCGGAGCAGAUCGCCGUGCAGGCCCUGCAGUGCUCGCACUACUCCGUCCUCUGGCAGCUGGUGAAGGUCACAGAGGGCUCUCCCAGCAAGGAUGACAUGUUGGCUCUCAGGAGAGUGGUGAAGUCGUUCCUGGCUGUGUGCCAGCAGUGCCUGUCCAACGUCAACACAAUGGUCAAAGAGCAGGUAACAAAACACAUCUGAAACAAGCUGCGCACACCUUUAGUGAAGAAUAGAUGUGUCUUGAGAACAGGUGAACAAUUU
Notothenia coriiceps (black rockcod) is the source of this 897-nucleotide messenger RNA. RefSeq names its product cohesin subunit SA-1-like. Bases 34 to 837 code for a protein of 267 amino acids. The record is from RefSeq and is a predicted model, not a curated record. Gene Ontology annotation, cellular component: nucleus; cohesin complex; chromatin. Gene Ontology annotation, molecular function: chromatin binding. Gene Ontology annotation, biological process: sister chromatid cohesion. The transcript has 6 exons. NCBI's taxonomy places the organism in Eukaryota, Metazoa, Chordata, Actinopteri, Perciformes, Nototheniidae.